Messenger RNA from Cryptococcus deneoformans JEC21, 1194 nucleotides. RefSeq names its product cytoplasm protein, putative. The coding region runs from base 380 to 1123 and encodes 247 amino acids. The transcript has 3 exons. Gene Ontology annotation, cellular component: cytoplasm. Lineage: Eukaryota; Fungi; Basidiomycota; Tremellomycetes; Tremellales; Cryptococcaceae. The record is from RefSeq and is a predicted model, not a curated record.
CCACCACCACCCCUCCGCCUCCCAGCAGCUCCUCGCCGCCCUCAGGGCACGCACCCGGCUCACCAACCUCGCCGCGGCCCUGCUUGUGCUCGCACUCUCGGGCUCGCUCCUGCUCAACCUCAGCUUGGUCUUCGUCCCGGCCCACUCGCCGCGGCGUGCUCUGGCGCGGCCGUACUCGUACGCAGCCGGCUCCGGGUGGGACGACGCUGCGAGUCCAGGGCAGCGCGAGUCUCCGAUCCCGCUGAGCAUAGAGACCACCCUCGAGCGGGACGCGCGGUACGCAGAGCUCGAGCAUCUCAUCGUCGUCCCUGGACAUGCCAUCUGGCUCGGCCACGAUGCGGACAGGGUGGACGACGACGCCGACUGGAUACUGGAACCCAUGCAGAAGGGCGGAAGCGUGAAAACGUAUGUAAAGCAUAUCGAACGGGGCGUGGACGAGCUGAACGCCGAUCCGAAAUCGCUCCUCGUGUUCUCUGGCGGCGCGACCAGACAUCCUCCCUCACCGCCCAUCCCCGAAGCUCUCUCCUACUAUCGUCUCGCCAUGGCGCUCUCACUCAUCCCCUCGACCUCCAUCGCCGACUCUCCCAAGACGGCGCCCCUCCCUCUCAACUUGCGGACAGCUACAGAAGAAUAUGCUCUCGACAGCUAUCAAAACUUGCUGUUCUCUAUUGCCCGGUUCAAGGAAGUUACAGGCAACUGGCCACGGAAGAUCACCGUCGUGGGCUACGGGAUGAAGCGUCUGCGCUUUGAAAACCUCCACAGAGCAGCUCUUCGCUUCCCGUCAUCCGCGUUCCACUAUAUCGGGAUAGACGACGCCGGCGAUACGUCCGCCCACUAUGCCGGUGAACUCAAGUACGGAUACCUUCCCUUCCUCUCCUCCCCGUCAGGCUGCCAUCCGCCUCUUUCGAUCAAACGCCUCCUCAGGAACCCGUACGCGAGAUAUCAUCCAUACUUUACAAGCUGUCCCGAACUCGCAGACUUGUUCGAAUGGUGCCCCGCUAUCCAGAGUAUCAAGGGUGAAGAAACGUGGGAGGCAAGGAAUUCAGACGUUGGUAUGGGCUAUCCUGGGAGGGUGCCCUGGGACGAUAAGGAACAAGUCACUUGGGAUAGAGAAAGGGAUUGAAAAACAAAGGUUGUAAAAACACCUUUUGUAGCUAGCCACAUCUAGUACUACCAUAGACCAUAGCAUUACCU